Messenger RNA from Lizanozyma spartinae, 729 nucleotides. RefSeq lists its product as uncharacterized. The record is from RefSeq and is a predicted model, not a curated record. NCBI's taxonomy places the organism in Eukaryota, Fungi, Ascomycota, Pichiomycetes, Serinales, Debaryomycetaceae. Gene Ontology annotation, molecular function: protein binding. The coding region runs from base 1 to 729 and encodes 242 amino acids. Gene Ontology annotation, biological process: proteasome regulatory particle assembly. The transcript has a single exon. Gene Ontology annotation, cellular component: nucleus; cytoplasm.
AUGACUCGUGAACAAUAUGAAAUCAAUGGGGGUGGUUUCUAUGGACUCAUGAAGAGUUUGAAUCUCGAUCCUCAACAGUUUGGGGAUAUCAAUACUGACUGGGAUCAGCAUGAUCUUCAAAGACUUCAGAUGAUUAAGGAAGAUAUAGAGACUCAACUUUUGUUGUUGUUUGAUAUUCUUAGAACUCGUUUGAGAGCUGAUAUGGAUACACAACUUGUAAGUCAUGAUGGAUUCCCUAGAAGUGACAUUGAUGUCGUAAGCAUACGGUUAGUCAGGAUCCGUAUUAUCAGAUUACGCAACGAUCAUCGUCAAGUGUUGCGCCACUUGGAACAAAGAAUGAUCCAACAUUUCCAAAGAGCAGCAGCGCAAGACAAUAAUGUCAUGAUAGAAGAACCAUAUUCUGGUAUGGAAAUAGAUGAUGUUCUGGCAGCAGAAAGUUCAACUCAAACACACCGUAUACCGUUUGCUAAUGUACUGGAAGUUGCGGAGAAUGGACCUGCUUAUUGUGCUGGGUUGAAAGAAGGAGAUAUGUUGGUACUUUUUGAUACUAUACAUUCUGGUAACUUUAAUAAUUUACAAGAGUUAGCAGCAGUGGUUCAAAGACUGCUUGAAAAAGCUAUUCCGGUCCAAGUAAUAGGAGCUGAUUCUUCGAGAAGAUCAUUAACCUUAUGUCCUUGCAUUAAUUGGGGUGGUCGUGGAGCUUUGGGAUGUAAAAUUGUCCCGAUAUAG